Molecule: messenger RNA, 1143 nt
Organism: Macrobrachium nipponense
Lineage: Eukaryota; Metazoa; Arthropoda; Malacostraca; Decapoda; Palaemonidae
Exons: 3
Coding region: 1-1143 (380 amino acids)
Source: RefSeq, a predicted model, not a curated record
AUGUACCAACUUACAGAGUUCAAAGAGUAUGUCUCCUCGUCCAAACUUUUCAAGAGAGUUGGCUCUCCAAUGAUCUCUUUAAACUUGGCUUGCGCGAGUCCUGGUAACCCACUGAAGCAUACUGUCAGUCUUUGUGAUGACAUCAUGGACCUACAAAGAAGAAUGUUCCCAGACUCCGAAAUAGCUGCGUGCAUGGCACUGAAGAGGAAACGAUGUGCUACCCUGGUUCAAGUCUUAGGGGAUCAUGCUUUAAAUGGAUUGGCAGCGAAGCUUCGGAAGUCUAAAUUUAGCAUAAUUAUUGACGAAACAACUGACUGUUCGGUAAAUAAAGCAUGCGCUGUAAUUGCUAAAUAUUUUGAUGUUGAUGAAUGCAAAAUAAAAACAUCUAUGCUAGACAUCAUAAACAUUUAUGAAGGGAAUCGGGGUUCAUCGGGGGAAUCUUUAUAUAACAUGAUUUUGAACUGUUUAAAUGCUUUACAAAUUCCAUUGAGUAACAUAAUAGGUUUCGCUGCUGAUGGUGCCUCAAAUGUAAUGGGUACUGUUAACAGCGUAUCAAGUAGGCUGAGACAGCAAAUGCCAGGCAUAACAAUAUUCCGAUGCGUUGCACACAGUAUUCACCUUUGCUCAAGUGAAGCAGCAAAGACACUGCCCCGAGUAUGUGAAGACCUCAUAAGGAAUAUAUACAAUUUUUUUUCUCAUAGUGCAAAACGCAAAUAUGAAUUUAGAGAAUUUCAAUAUUUCUGCCAGGUAAAACCUCAUAAGUUACUGCAUCCUUGUGCAACUAGGUGGUUAUCGCUUCAUCAAGCUGUUGCGAGAGUGUUAGAGCAGUGGCAGCCCCUCAAACUUUAUUUCACGCAAAUUGCAUUGGAGGAAAGAUUAACAUCUGUAGAACAAAUUCAUAACACACUUAACGACCCUUCAGUUUUUUGUUAUUUGGUUUUUUUGAACUACAUUCUACCACAACUCAAUAGUAUAAACAUAAUUUUUCAGUCAAAGGGACCCACACUCCAUCUCCUUCAUGACAAAAUAUCCAAUAUGUACAGGUUUACUACUGAAAAAACUGUUGUUUAUCCUCACAUAAUUGCAAAAACUCCACUACAUGAAAUUGACCCUGCAGAUGAAAAUAUUCAUGUUCCACAAUAA